UAUUCAGUAGAUUGUCAUAUGUUUUCGGGUGUAUUGAUAAGGACACGGAUGCAUGCUGCGACUUUCUGGUGCUGACAGAGGCGCCCUCGGAGAAGUUUGUCGAAGUGCGGCCGCCGUACUUCCUGAAUCUUCGGGUGCGGUUUUUGUGGAGUUUGUUGAUGAAUCGAAACAGUUUUGCCGGAGUGCAGUGACACUGCUUUUCUCGGAUUCCGGCAAUAAAAUGCCAUUUGCAAGAUGGUCAUUUGACAGACAAAAGUGUUAACUCUUUGCCUUUUUUACUGAUUGUCCCGACGGCGAUUUUUGGGAAUGCGACUUCGAAAUGGGAAACCUUUUUGGCAAAAAGAAAAGCGCUACUCGUGUCACGGAACAGGACAAAGCAGUUUUGCAACUGAAGCAGCAGAGAGAUAAACUGAAGCAGUACCAGAAACGGAUCUCGCAGCAGCUGGAGAAGGAGAGGCUUCUAGCCAAACAGCUGCUGAAAGAUGGGAAGAAAGAGAAAGCCUUGCUUUUGCUGAAGAAGAAACGCUACCAGGAACAGCUGCUGGACAAGACAGAGACACAGAUAAGCAACCUGGAGCACAUGGUUCAAGAUAUUGAAUUUGCCCAGAUUGAGAUGAAAGUCAUCGAGGGGCUGAAGGUUGGCAACAGCUGCCUGAAGAAGAUGCACGAGGUGAUGUCCAUAGAGGAAGUGGAGAAGAUAAUGGACGAGACUCAAGAUGCCAUCGAGUAUCAGAGGCAAAUCGACGAGAUGCUGUCAGGCUCGCUGACGCAGGAGGACGAAGACGCCGUGCUGGCUGAGCUGAAGGCCAUCACACAGGAGGAUGUAGCCCUUCCAGAAGUCCCCGAGGAGGCCUUGCCAACGGUGCCUGAGAAGAGGGGAGAGGGGGGGCGAGCGAAGGAGCCGAAGAAAGAGGCGCUGGCAGUGUAGUUGCUCCCCUCACCACAAGGGGGCUCCCUCUGGAGGGAUGGAUGCUAAGUCCUUCCAAUACACACAUAUGUGUACUUGUGAUAUAUACUGACUGGCCACUGCAACCCUGCGAUGGAUGGAUGUGCUGACUGUGUGUGUGAAUGCCAGAGAGAGAAAGAGAGCAGGUGGAAUACGAAGGGAAACCCAAAAACAGCUCCACACCUCUGGUUCCCCCUUCAUUGACUCUAAGCCAGUGUUUCCCAACACAGUCCUCAGGGACCCUCAGGCAGUCCACGUUUUUGCUCCCUGUCAGACAGUCCACGUUUUUGCUCCCUGUCAGACAGUCCACGUUUUUGCUCCCUGUCAGACAG
Molecule: messenger RNA, 1278 nt
Organism: Paramormyrops kingsleyae
Lineage: Eukaryota; Metazoa; Chordata; Actinopteri; Osteoglossiformes; Mormyridae
Product: charged multivesicular body protein 6-like
Biological process (GO): late endosome to vacuole transport via multivesicular body sorting pathway; vesicle budding from membrane
Cellular component (GO): multivesicular body; ESCRT III complex
Source: RefSeq, a predicted model, not a curated record